This is a messenger RNA of Capsaspora owczarzaki ATCC 30864, 5833 nucleotides long. Its product is annotated as carboxypeptidase D. Lineage: Eukaryota; Filasterea; Ministeriida; Capsasporidae. The record is from RefSeq and is a predicted model, not a curated record. Gene Ontology annotation, biological process: proteolysis. Gene Ontology annotation, molecular function: metallocarboxypeptidase activity; zinc ion binding. Bases 184 to 5670 code for a protein of 1828 amino acids. The transcript has 3 exons.
GCCUUUUCUGUCUUUUUUGAUCUAUCGAGCUAUUUAUUGUGCGGCUGAGACUUGCUGCUGCUGCUCUUCCUCCAUCCAAAAGCAAAACAAGGAACGCAAAGGAGCUGCAAUUUCGGAACUCGUCAAAAGGACUUACCCAAGACUUUUGCUCUCGUCAUUUGCUGGGUUUUGUGUUUUGCGGCCAUGCGACCGUCGAGCAAGUCGCGCCAGAACGCGAGGCGGCUGCCUGGCGUCGUAGGAUUGGCAAUGUUGCUACUGCUGCUAUGGCAGGGCGUGCAAGCAAAGAUUGUGGAUUUUUCACACCACAACUACCAGGCACUGACAGACACCUUACAGCAGCUCCACCAGGCCUAUCCAGACAUUACGCGAGUCUUCUCCAUCGGCCAGUCCGAGCAAGGCCGCGAGUUGUGGGUGCUGGAAAUAUCCAACGAGCCUGGCAUUGAGGAGGUGCGCGAGCCCAACUUCAAGUAUGUCGGCAACAUGCACGGGAACGAAGUGGUUGGCCGUGAGAUGCUCUUGCACUUUAUCGAACACUUGUGCAGCAACUAUGGAAUUGACGCCGACGUCACCUUCCUCGUUCAGUCGACGCACAUUUUCAUCCUCCCAAGCAUGAAUCCCGACGGCUAUGAGGCUGCAAGCAUGCAGUGUGUGGGCGUCCAAGGUCGCGCCAACGUCCACGACAUCGAUCUCAACCGCGACUUUCCCGACCAGUACGUCGCCCACGCCUCGACCCCUCAGAAGGAAACGCAGCUGCUCAUGAACUGGAUUACCUCCACCCCUUUCGUGCUGUCGGCCAACCUUCAUGGCGGCGCGCUGGUCGCGUCCUAUCCAUUCGACGACACGCGCUUCGGCUACACCGGCUACUCAGCCGCGCCAGACGACAACGUCUUUCGUCGUCUCGCACUCGCCUGGGCCUCGAAAAACCCAAAGAUGGCGACCACUGUUUGCCCCGGCGACGAUAAGCCCUUCGACCAGGGCAUCACCAACGGCGCUGCAUGGUACUCGCUGACGGGCGGCAUGCAAGAUUUCAACUACCUGCACAGCAACUGCUUUGAAAUCACCGUCGAGAUGGGCUGCUGCAAGUACCCGCUCGCCAAAGAGCUGCCGGACUUGUGGAGCGACCACCUUCCGUCCAUGCUCAACUACCUCUGGCAGGUCCACACGGGUGUGAAGGGCACCAUUCGGGACGUGAGCGGCAAAGGGCUUGUGGGUGUCAGCAUCACCGUGCAAGGUAUCGACCAUGUCACCACGUCCAUUCGCUUUGGCGACUUUUUCCGCCUGCUUGUCCCCGGAGUGCAUGUCUUGACGUUUACCAUGGCUGGGUUUGAGCCCAAGUCAGUCUCAGUCACCGUCACCGACCAGCCAGGCAACUCGGUCGUUGUCUUGGACGUUGUGCUCGAGCGCGAACUCGCGACCAAGUACUACUCGUUGGAUGAAAUCAAUGCGCUCCUCGAGGACCGCGAGCAGCGCUUUGGUCUGAUUGCCGAGCUUGUGCCGCUUGGCCAGUCCGAAUUGGAAAACAUCAUCUGGGCCAUUCGCAUCUCUGACAACCCGCAGCAAGACCUCGAGCCCGGCGAACCCGUCAUCCGCCUCGUCGCGGGCUCGCACGGACUUGCCACCGAGACGCUUCUUGAUCUCAUUGUCUUUUUGACGGAUCACUACGGCACCGACGAAGCAGUCACCGAAAUUGUCGACUCGAACGUCAUCUACAUUGUUCCGCUCGCCUACCCGGACGCCUACGAGUCGGUCGUUGCUACCGCCAAGUGCACGCCCGUCGAUCCGAUUGGCUUUGCAUCGUGGCGCACCCAUGGCGGUCAAGAUGUGUCGCGCGACUUCCCAGACGAGCGCGGCACGCCGCUGCAGUAUGUCGCCCAGGGAGAGUACGAUGCUUUCGCUGCCUACACGCAGUUGGGAGAGGAGCACCCGGCGCACAUUCCGCGCCGCGAGACGCUGGUCCUACUCAACUGGAUUCGCAACACGCCCUUCACCCUCGCCGCUACGUUGCAGGCAGGCGCCUUGGUGGCCUCGAUUCCAUACGACUCGCUCGCGUUGGCCCGCAACGCGUCCACCUCCCCUCUCAACCCGACCCCAGCCGCGACCAAGGACGAAGCGCUCUUCCAGAGUCUGGCCGGCUCCUAUGCACGGUACAACCCAAGCCUCAAGUCGGGGAAACCGGAUGGCUGUGGCCACUCGUUUGCAACCUCCGGCACUGCGCAUGGCUGGGAAUGGCGCUCGUCAGACCUUCACGACGCACCGGCAGCGCACGGCCUCACUUUGAGCGACUACAGUCUGAUCCACACAUCCGCGAUCGAGCUGACAUUUGGUCUGGGCUGCUGCCCAACACCGCCUGCCUCCUCCUUGGAAAGCGUCUGGCUCGCCCAUCGCGACGGCUUACUUGGCUUUCUGCUGAGCUCGCGCAUGGGCGUGCGCGGUACCGUCCAGAACGAGAACAACGAGUACAUUCGCAACGCCCGCAUUUCUGUGGUGGGCCACGACUUUGUGGUCACGAGCUCGCAGAGUGGCGAGUAUGCUCGCAUGCUCCCGCCCGGCACAUACACUGUCAGCGUGUCUGCAGACAACUAUGAGCCGCAGAGCAAAGUGGUCGUUGUUCCUCCCUCGAGCCGGACGGUGAAGAGCUCCUCCGGCAUGUCAUUUGACGUGUACGAGCCCGUCACGCUCAACUUUGUCCUCGAAGGCGGCUUCUCCUGGGGCAUCCACGAGUACUUUGAGAUGCGCGACGGUCUCAUUGACUUGGCGCAAAAGUACUCGCACAUUGCUGGCGCCUACCCGAUCGGCAUCAACCCAGUCACCCCCGGCAACAACAAGCUGUGGGCCUUGGAGAUUACCGACCAUCCUGGCCAUCUUGACUUUGAAGAGCCGCAGGUGGCGUUGAUUGGCGGGCUUCACGGCAACGAUGCGGUCGGCCGCGAAAUCCUGUACGGCUUUGCCCGCUACCUCGUGCGCAACUACGCCACAGAUGCGCGCGUGUCCCGUCUCUUGAACACGACAGCCAUCUACAUUCUGCCCUCAGCCAAUCCCGAUGGGUUUGAUCUGGCAGAGGAAGGCCUGUGCAACGACCCCCGCGGUCAAGACGACCUGAACGGCUACGAUCUGGACCACAACUUCCCCGACCGCAUCGACGGCUCCCUCGAGGAGACGGACGUGCAGGCAGAGACGAAGGACAUUAUCGACUGGUUUACCGCGCAGGAUUUCAUGAUUUCCGUUUCGCUGGAAGGCGGCUACCUGGCAGCCAAGUAUCCUUACAACCGCGGCGACAAGGCCGACUACACUGGGUUUGGGCCGCGCAACUCGUCCAUCACGCUGGACGAUCAAGAGCUGCGCACCCUCGCUCGCGUGUAUGCCAGCAACCAUCCGACCAUGAUGCUGGCCAACAACACGAACUGCGGCUAUCCGGCGCCCGACUUGUCGGAUCCUGGCAUCAUCAAUGGCGCAACAAUGGCUCCCGAGGCGCACUCUCUCGAGGACUGGACGUACGUCUUCUCGCCGGCAGCCUUCCCGCUGGCUGUGGGCCUUGGCUGCUGCAAGUUCCCACCUCGCACGGACAUUGAACCAUACUGGAAUGAAAAUUUCGAGCCGCUGAUGGCCAUCCUCGAGCAUGCGCACACUGGCUUGAAGGGUGCUGUCGUCGACAACAAGACGGGCGACGGACUGUACCUCGCCAAGAUUGCCAUUCACGGCCAGGCCUCGCAUCCUGGCGGCCGCAUCAUUGAGACGACCGAGCUUGGCAGCUACCGCCGCCUCCUCGUCCCCGGUGUUUACAACAUCACGGCAUCGCAUCCGGACUACCUGCCAAUGACCAAGCAAGUCACCAUUGUUGCGGGCCCUGCCACAGAGCUUUUGUUCAAGCUGGUGCAUCGCGAUGACUCCAAUCCGUCCAACCCCGAGCAGCCUGCUGCUCCCGACCUCCAGCUUUUCUACCACGACAACCCCGCCAUGUUUGCUUGGCUGCAGUCGCAGGCGGUCAAGCACCGUAGCAUUGCAAAGCUGCUCACCAUCGGCUACUCGGUUCAAUUGCAGCCCCUCUACGUCAUGCGCAUCACCCAAGACGUGUCGGUCGAGCAUACUCUCCGCCCCAAAGUUCGCAUCGUGUCCAACGUGCACGGGAAUGAGGCAGUUGGCCGGGAGCUCGCCUUGAAUUUGAUUGAAUAUCUCCUGUUCCACUACGCGAAAGACCCGGACAUUACUGCGCUGAUCGAGUCCACCGACAUUUACAUUAUGCCAUCACUCAACCCGGACUCUUACAACGAAACAGUCAGCCGAGGACAGUGUCUGGAAAAGCAAACAGAUCCAUUCGACGAUCCAGUAUUCUCUCGCGGCGACUGGAAUGCAAACGCGGUGGACUUGUACGCUGGCUUCCCGCACGUGCACGGCGAAGCAAAUCCUCCAGCAGACGGCGUCAUCCCAAUCCUUCCGUCAUUCCUCUCCACCCAAGGUCGCGAGCCAGAGGUGGCUGCGUACAUGAACUGGACGCUAAAGCACUCGUUCGUGCUGUCCACCGUGCUGCGCAGCGGAGCCUUGGUGGCCGUCUAUCCAUUUGACUCGUCCGAGCCCCACAAGCACGGGCUCUUGGCGCCCACAGACGACGAGGAGGUCUUUGAGUCUGUGACGCGCACGUACGCGGCGACGCACCACUCCAUGUCGCGAGGCGACUCAUGCUCGCAUCACGCAACCUACCCUGACGGCAUCAUCAACGGCGCCACCUGGCGUGAAACGAACGGCUCGAUGCUCGAUUGGUCGUACGUGGUCGGAGGCGUGCUCGAAACCGCCAUCUACGUGGACUGCUGCCGCUUCCCCAAGCUCGAAGAGCAAUUGAUGGUGACGUGGGAGGCGAAUUUGAAUCCGCUGCUCAGUUAUCUGCACCAGGCGCAGCGAAUGGGCAUCAACGGCAUUGUGCUCGAGUUCCGCAACGGCGGUCUUGUCGGCGUCCCGAACGUCGAGGUGCACAUUCUCGGCAUUGCGCGCGUGAUUAAAACGACCUCGCUCGGAGAUUUUUGGUGGCUGCUGCCUGCCGGCACGUAUAAUGUCACGUUCUCUUUGCCCGGCUAUGUCAUCCACACGCAAGUUGUCCAGGUGCAAGGCAUGGAGCACAUUCGUGUGCUGCUCGAGGCUCCCGUUGAGGAGGAGGAAGAGACGCUGCUGUCCAACACGACUGUGGUGAUGAUUGUAAUGGGGUGCGUGAUUGCAGUCGUGCUCUGCGUCGUCGGCUUUGUCCUCUACCGCGUGUACAAGCGGUACGCCGGCUUUUCGCUCCUUCAGACGCCCGAGCAGAUGGGCGAAGACGAUGAGAGCGACGACGACGACGACGACGACGAAGAAGAAGGCCACGAGAAGGUGUCCAAGCGGCGACGACAGCAUCGCUCACGCAGACGUCACGGCGGUCGUCCCGCAAAGGGUCUGCAAGACAAGGAGGUGUUUGACGACGACGACGAUGUCGACACGGCCGAUUCUAAGCGCGAGGCAGCACGAGGGGACGACGCGGAAAACGUCAAGCCCAAGAAUCGUCAUUCGUCGUCACGCAGUGUUCAACAACGGCGGCCCCAGCACAACGACAACGCCACAGACGACGACGACGAGGAAGAGAUUGACGUCUUUGAUGCUCGCCGUGACGUAGAGAAAGGCAAUUCUCUGCCCAUGAAGCGGAUGCGGUAGACAUGCAUAGUUUAGAUUGUUUGUGAUUUUUGAGGAACUUUUUGAUUUAUUGUUUUUUUAUUCUGCUAUUGCUGUGAUGUUCUGUGUGAAAAAAAAAAAUCUGUCGACUUUGUUAUUCAAUGCUUCAUAUGGACUUCUGUUGACUGUCGUUGAUCGGCUUUGG